Agrilus planipennis (emerald ash borer) is the source of this 284-nucleotide messenger RNA. RefSeq names its product tctex1 domain-containing protein 2-like. NCBI's taxonomy places the organism in Eukaryota, Metazoa, Arthropoda, Insecta, Coleoptera, Buprestidae. The transcript is spliced from 2 exons. The annotation marks the transcript as partial. The record is from RefSeq and is a predicted model, not a curated record.
GCAGUACAUUGGAAAUGAUGGAGAAAGGAAAGAUUCCAAGAUAUAUGAACACAUACAAAUUAUGGUCCGAUAAUCCGUUUAAUGCAGAAGUCGUUCAUAAAAUUUUAGUGGAAAUAGUUGAUGAAACAAUUGUCAAGCUCAUCUAUGAACCAGAUAAAGUACCUAAACUAGCCAAAUGGGCUUCUGGAGCCAUAAGGACCAAGGUUAAAGAACUUAAUUUCGACAGGUACCCAGAGAAAGCCCAAAGUGACGUGGUUGGCGAAUUGGAUUUUCCCAACGUUUAA